Molecule: messenger RNA, 543 nt
Organism: Ostertagia ostertagi
Lineage: Eukaryota; Metazoa; Nematoda; Chromadorea; Rhabditida; Trichostrongylidae
Source: the annotation of a GenBank genome assembly
CCCACACCUCCUGUUUAUUCCCAGCCUCAAACGCCAGCCUUUGCCCAACAAACCUGGGUGAGCCCUCCAUUCAUGCCUUCUGUACAAGUACAGGCUCUGCAACCGUUUCCAAUGGCCCCUCAGACCCCCAACAUGUUCCCAACACCACAGACUCAGGAUCCUGCCCCUCCAACAGAAUCGGAUGUAAGUGAGGUGUCCGGUGCACUGGAUGCGGCAGAAGCAUCAGCCAACUCGGGCACAGCAGAAGCAUCAGCCAACUCAGGUGCAGCCGAAGCGUCAGCCAAUUCAGGCGCACCAGAAGCGCCAGCUUCAUCUGCUUCAUCAUCUUCAUCGGCUUCAGCCGCCGCUUCACGUGCUGCACAAGGAGGAAAUCCUUCACAACAAACGGAGCAAGAAAGGGCUCAGCAGAAGUCAAAGAACGAUGAACGCCGAGAAGAUAGAGUGAAAGGCCGGAAAAAGGAAAAUAGCGAGGAUUAUUACUACUACUAUACAGAGGAUCUUGCUCCACAAGGACAAGGAGAAGGUGACCCAGACGAUGUGUGA